Caenorhabditis auriculariae is the source of this 4069-nucleotide messenger RNA. NCBI's taxonomy places the organism in Eukaryota, Metazoa, Nematoda, Chromadorea, Rhabditida, Rhabditidae. The record is from the annotation of a GenBank genome assembly.
AUGGACCCGGAUGCUGAGUUCAACUCGUUAACUGGACUUUAUCAAAGUGUUGUUCAUGACAUGAAAGUGGGUAAUUUUGACUGUAACUUUUUCUCCUUUUGUAUUUUUGUAGUGAGUAUCUUAGUUACAUCUAAGCUCCAUCAAGGAUAAAUAGUUAUAAUCGGAUUAAAAAAAGUGGGAUAUUGUUAAAGUUGUGGAGCGAUUCAAGGUUAAGCGGGAAAUUUUCUAGAAAAAAAUGUUGGUCACGGGUUUUUUUGGCUUUUUUUAUUCUAUAUCUAUAUAUUAUUUUUUUGAAGCGGUUAAUAUUUUUGAACUAGAGUUUUUUUAACUUCACUAAGAAUAACUGCCGAGAUAAACGCGAGACACUGGCGGUACAUUGACGAGCUCGCAAACAUCUCGCUUUUUUUCUCGCGCCGGCCUCGCAUUUUUCUGGGCGCGAGCUCGCAUUUUUCUAGGCGAGAGCUCGCAUUUCUCUCGCAAUUUGAAAAUUUCCGAAAUGCAAGAUAAAUGCGAGAUGGCGCCGUGAAAAAUGCGAGGUCGCGCCGAGAGAAAUGCUCGAUCGCGCCUAGAAAAAAGCGACAUUUUUGCGAGUUAGUCAAUGUACCGCCACCGAGCUCGCAUUUAUCUCGGCAGUUAUUCUUAGUGUUAGUGAAUCCUGAAAUUUUUUGACACAGAGUGAGGAUUGUCGAUAACUGAGAAUCAAAAAUUUUCUUUUCAGCAAACCUAUCCUGGUUGGGAAACCGUGAGUCUGAAAGCAAUCAAGUUGGCUUCGCAGAUAAAGGUGAAUGAGAGAAGGAUUUCUCGCAUUAAUUCGUACUUUGAAGGUCACAGCCCAGUAUCUCUGUUCAUUCGUCGACGCUAUUCAAAGUGUGAGCGACCACGCUAAUAAUUUAAAAGGUCCGUGGAACUAUAACAAUCGAAUCAGUUUUGAUUUGAUUCGAAAAUGAGGGAAUUCGAAUUCAGGAGCCUCGCGAGACGUGGGAGCUUGCGUCACUCGAGUUUGCAUCCGAGAACGAGCUCUGGAAAGUCGACUGCGAGCCUGGGCAGACGCUCUCAGCGACGAGAUGGCCGUCAGCCUACAGCAACGCGCCGCCUACUGGAAAUCGCGGACCAGUGAGCUGGACAAGGCUGCCUCGAAACACGUGAAAAAAGUUGGAUCCGCAGCAGGCUCCCAGCAUACCGUAAACCUCAGGUCCGUUCUCGGAAACAUCGACCAGACCCCAACGCGAUGAACGAACAGCGUGCUCUCUGCACCCAAAUUCUCGCCGAACAACGUGCUCAGUUUGCUUUCUUCACGGGUACCUUGAUGCCAGUUUUGGUUUGAAGUCAUUAGUGAUUGCUUAGAAAUAGUCACUUUAGAACGCUCAAAUCGGUGCUCUAGAUGAAGGUUCUCAUAUUAGACAGGUGGUGGAAAGCUUGGAUAGCACUGUGAAAGUUUGUUUGCCAUCCGGUGUGCAUCUCCUCGUUUCGGCUUUCAGCAUGUGGACACGGAGAAGCUCAUCUCAACAAUUGUUUCCGACGUUUGUCAAGGUGCAGACAGCGCUUGGCGUGAAUGUUUGGCAGCGGCUGGUCAAAAGUGGGAGUGAGACUGUUGUUUGGCGACCGUUGAUGCCUCGAUUUUAAGGGCAUCUGAGGAAAUUUAUUCGAUUGGGUCCAUCCGAGAUCUCUCAGCUUUCAAUACGCCUACCUUAAUUUCAAGAGGUUUUACAUCUUUUUUUUUGUUGCGAGUAAAUCGGAAAAUUUCAGAUGAUCAUUCUGACACGUUUUCCAGAGUCAGCGGCGACUUCAAGGACCGCUACAUUCAGGAAAACAGAGAGUUAGUUUUUAAGAGUAUACAUUUUCUAUCCGUUUCUUUCAAUGUUCUAGUUAUUUAGCAGUUUUUUUUUGUUCCAAUCGUAUUUUUCUCUUACUAGGGAAUGGUCUCAGCGUCUUCUGAAUGCAACUAGGUUCACUAGAUCUAGUUUUUUACGCUUAUUUCGAACUUGCUAUCAAAAGAUUUUCAAAGCUCCGACAAAAAUGAUUAGUGAUGUUGUAGGUUCGUCCCCAAGCUACAAAAUUUUUUUGAAAUUGUUUCUUCUCUUGUUUAAAUUUUCGUUGAAGUGCUAUUUCUGAGUUUUGAAUACAUCAAAAAACUUUAUGUAGAAAGAUAAUAGGUUUCAUGUUAUCCUCUAAAAAUGAACUCAAUCGAAGAAAUUUUAAGUUUUCGAGAGCUCUCAACUUUUUCCAGAGACCUCGAUGCCAACUUUUGAGGAAAGAAUGAGCCUAUAAAAUUACAUCUAGUAAUCUUAGUCUGAUUCAGAAGUCCCACUGUGAGCUGAGACUAUGCUCUGGUUGGACUGCAACUGUGCCUUUGAUUAUGUUUUUCAGAGUACGAAUUUUUAGACAUCUUUAUAAAAAUUUUGUUAACGGUUUCUCAAUAUUCGGUUUAUAGAAGGCGCUAUCGCUCACCGUUGAACAGCUCGUUCAUUCCGCCUGAACCGUCAUGCAAAGACGUUGGCGAAAGCUGUGCCCUCAACGGCUUCGGCAAACCCCCGCUGCAACGUCGCACUAGUGAACGAAGCCUUGGAACUGUAAGUAAUCCGCUUAUUUUCUCUAUAAAAAUUUGGAUAGGCUUCCAUUUCUUCGCAGAACGAUAGUUCCUAUUCGACGGUUUUGAAUAAUGUGAGUGAAGAAAGACAGCGGAUGUUCCAGUCAAAUCUUCCUCCUCCGUAUCAUCACGUCAUCCAACAGAGGUAAUCUCAUAGGUUUUUUUAAAUGAAUAUUCAGCACUUUUCUUGUUUUUGGUAUGGUUUAGGAUCCGAAAAUACGGCAUUUCUUGAAAUAGCAUCAUUUAGAGUUUCACUUUUGAGUACACCAGCAAAAAAACUUAAUUAAAAAAAUAUUACAAGCUUUCUUUUUGAGUUAUUUGUAAAAAAAUCUGGAAAUUUUUGAAAUAAAAAAAUUUUUUUUCUAUAGCUUUCUAUAGAGGUUUCGAUUUGGAAUUCUUCUCUAUUUUCAGAAGUACCGAGCAAAUCAAUGGAAGGAACGCUAUACAACGUCCUCAAAGCUUUGGCGGCGCUCUCCGAGUCAACUACACAACGGUAGUUCGCUCGAAAUGUCAUUCUACAAUUUUGGACGUUUUAGCCGUCUUCCUGCCUCGGCUCGACUCCCAUCUUUACGAAUCCUAUGUCGAAUUCUUCUUGUAGUAGCUCCGACGCAGCUUCGUCUUCAGCGCUUCUCAUAGCCGAAACUGUUCAUCAAAUAGGUUUCGCACACCUGAAUAUGUCGAAUUUUUAUUAUUCUUGCAGAUCAACUCGGAAGUGACCUUGAAAACUAUUGUGCGAUGAGUGAUUCGCGUCUUCAAAGACAACCGUCGCUCUCGAACGUUUCACGGUCCGAUGGCUCCAGGACGGGUGCUUUCCCAUUUGGUUUUCUCUUCUUAUAGUUGGUUUUUUAGUGGAGGACUUCUCCGGACCUCGAAAUAACUUCAACAUCCCUAGUCAGCAGGGGAACAAUCUCGGAACUGUCAGGAUAAGAACAGGUGAGAAAGUUCCGAGUGAAGCCAAAGUCAUGCCUCUUUCUAGCUUCUUCGGGCUCUUCAAGACCUCCUCCGCCUACGCGAAGGUCCAGCCAGAUAACUGCAGCCACGCCUACAGCUCCGUCGGUCGCCGAGACAAGGCUCAGUGCAAACUCCAUCAUGGGUUAGUAAAUAUCAAGAUAUCAAUAAUAAAAAGAAAUAAGUUCAGAGUUUAAAAAAAAUAACGUUAAAAAAUUGACGGUACUCUAUUUGCCACGACUUUGAAACAAUCUGACCGCUCUGCGUUCUCGUUUUCCUCUUGACGAGAAAAUAGAUCUUGAACGGCCCAGAAAAAAUCUGCAACUAACUAAGAAAAUAGAAAGUAAAAACGGAAACUAGACUUUUUGUGUGAUAGAUCCUCUCCGAAUGUCUGAAAAUUUUCUCUGAUUAAAUUGAAUUUUUCCAGGUAGUCGUCAAUCACUGAAUUCUACUGCUCUGUAUAGUCAAAACGGCUCUACUCUCGACUUGUACAUGUCUGCAGCUCCGAACAGAGCGGACAAUUAUAGGAUAUGA